GGCACCAGUCUCGUUCACCAGUCUUGAAAGACAGUGGAAGCAUAAGGGUCGGACGGAUACCCACGGUUUUUAGGCUUGAGUCUUUUAGUUUCUUUGGGAGCACUCAACUCACUCUAAUUUACAAACAUGGCUGAUGAUGAAGUUGCCGCUUUGGUCGUGGACAAUGGUUCCGGUAUGUGCAAGGCCGGUUUCGCCGGAGACGAUGCUCCCCGUGCCGUCUUCCCAUCUAUUGUUGGACGCCCAAGACAUCAGGGUGUCAUGGUGGGUAUGGGUCAGAAAGACAGCUACGUAGGAGACGAAGCUCAAAGCAAGAGAGGUAUCCUCACCCUGAAAUACCCCAUCGAACACGGUAUCGUCACAAACUGGGACGAUAUGGAGAAGAUCUGGCAUCACACCUUUUACAACGAGCUUCGUGUUGCCCCAGAGGAGCACCCCGUCCUUCUGACUGAGGCUCCCCUUAACCCCAAAGCCAACAGAGAAAAGAUGACACAGAUCAUGUUUGAGACCUUCAACGCUCCCGCCAUGUACGUCGCCAUCCAGGCCGUGCUGUCCCUGUACGCCUCCGGUCGUACCACAGGUAUUGUGCUCGACUCCGGUGAUGGUGUCACCCACACCGUCCCCAUCUACGAGGGUUACGCCCUGCCCCACGCCAUCCUCCGUCUGGACUUGGCUGGCAGAGAUCUCACAGAUUACCUUAUGAAGAUUCUCACCGAGCGUGGUUACUCCUUCACCACCACGGCCGAGAGAGAAAUCGUUAGAGACAUUAAGGAAAAAUUGUGCUACGUUGCCUUGGACUUUGAGCAGGAGAUGGCCACCGCCGCCUCUUCCUCAUCCCUGGAGAAGAGCUACGAGCUUCCCGACGGUCAGGUGAUCACCAUUGGUAACGAAAGGUUCAGGUGUCCCGAGUCUCUCUUCCAGCCUGCCUUCUUGGGUAUGGAAUCUGCUGGUAUCCAUGAGACCACGUACAACUCCAUCAUGAAGUGCGACGUCGACAUCCGUAAGGAUCUGUACGCCAACACUGUCCUGUCCGGAGGCACCACCAUGUUCCCCGGUAUCGCCGAUCGUAUGCAGAAGGAAAUCACCUCCUUGGCACCAAGCACAAUGAAGAUCAAGAUCAUUGCCCCACCAGAGAGGAAAUACUCCGUCUGGAUCGGUGGCUCCAUCUUGGCUUCCCUGUCUACCUUCCAACAGAUGUGGAUCAGCAAGCAAGAGUACGAUGAGUCCGGACCUUCCAUCGUCCACCGCAAAUGCUUCUAAACUAAAAAAUUUAGGACACUAUCAAAGACUCCAACAAAUGUCUUUCUGUCUCAAAUGGUUUUUAUUUUAAACCGUUGUUUUUUUUACGUGGGAAUCUGUGUCUGCUUCAUCCGACCACAGAACCGGAAGUAACACUGACACCACCUGGCGGCGGAAAAUUUCUUGACUGGUUCACGAGAAAAUCUUUGAACUGUCUCUAUAUGGCGAAUGAUUUCCAUCAAGAGCGAGUUGAUUUUUAAAAAAAAAUAUUAUACUGCCAUCUGUUAACUCAUGUUAAUUUAUGUUAAGGAAAUGGGGAAAUAUUUUAAGAUUGAAGAUCUUUUAUAACCACUUGUGAUGUUGUAGAGCGAUUUCGAUGAGAUUAUAAAAGAUUUUUGUGACAGAAAAGGAAAGACGAAUUUCUCAAACAAGCAGCUCCCGAACUCAAACACCGAAUUCAGGCAAUAAAAAGAAUACCCUAGAACAAUU
Messenger RNA from Liolophura sinensis, 1725 nucleotides. Its product is annotated as actin, adductor muscle. The transcript is spliced from 2 exons. NCBI's taxonomy places the organism in Eukaryota, Metazoa, Mollusca, Polyplacophora, Chitonida, Chitonidae. The record is from RefSeq and is a predicted model, not a curated record. Bases 127 to 1257 code for a protein of 376 amino acids.